Messenger RNA from Caenorhabditis sp. 36 PRJEB53466, 659 nucleotides. Lineage: Eukaryota; Metazoa; Nematoda; Chromadorea; Rhabditida; Rhabditidae. The record is from the annotation of a GenBank genome assembly.
AUGCCGCCGAAGAAGACGGCGAUGAAGAGACCGCUCGCGACAAUGUGCUCCCGGCUGUCAAUCGAUGACGCGAAAGCCCACAUCCGAUUCCUGUCAGAAGACAAGCGGGAGCUGCAGAAAAAAGUGGAAACGCACGAGAAAGCCAUUAAAAAAAUGACCACCGAGAACGCGAAUCUCAAGACGAAGCUGGCGAAUGUGCAGAGCGAAUACGAGGCGAAAGUGGAGGACGAGAUCGAGAAGCGCACGAAGCAGCAGCUAGGCCAGGCGAAGAAGACGGCGCAGUUCUUCCGCCGGCAGACGUUCGAGUUGGCGCAGAAGCUCUACGAGGAGACGCGCUCCGAGGAGCAGCUGCCCAUCCCCUGGAAGGUUUGCGAUCUGUGCGUGCAGCAGUACGAGGAGACCGGAAACCGCCGACCGAAAGUCAUUCGUGAGUUUAGUUGCGGGAAAAUGGGAUUUUAGCGAAAAACGAUAAGAGCUAGGCCUUUUCGACAAGACUCCAAUUUUUUUCAGCGUGUGGCCACACUGCGUGCGCCGAGUGCAUCGCGAAUCUCUGCGCCGGCAACUCGUACAUGGUGUGCCCGUUCGACCGCAAGUUCCAGGAACUGCGCUCGCCGAACGGCGCCGGCCUGCCGACCAACUUCGCCGUGCUCGGCAUGUGA